GUUGCGGUCUGAAAGAGGAACCGCUGGAGAUGCGCGUGUGUGACUCAUUCAUGUUUACAUUUUGUGGGUUGUAGCUCCUCUGUGCGUCCACACGACAAUACGACCCAUACAGCAACGGAAGCGAAGACUGCCCGGUUUAUGCUACUCACCAGGAACGAGAGGACGCACUCUUUCCUAGCGACUCCAGAGGCAGACUGUGCACAAAGGAGAGAUGUGGCUCAUUGCUUUGUCUACUGAGGAGUGUGACAGUGUCUCUAAAGGCUCUUGAAGGUUUUAAGGAGGCGUGGAGACAGUCAGACGGGGGCAGCAUCUUCCUCUACCACAGUCCUGACAAAUGUAGGCUUAAUGGUGCAGGAUGGGUCUACCUGUGGACAGCCCAGACAGAAACGACGAUGUAAAUAAUUAUGAGCAGCAGGGGGAGGGCGAGGGGAGCGAAAGCCAAAAUGAAGUCUGCACCCACACGCCGCUGGCCAUCAGCAAAAAGAGGAGGAAAAAUAAGAAGAGACUGUGGAUCAACCUCACAAACUGCAAAUAUGAAAGUGUGCGGCGAGCUGCUCGCAGAUAUGGCCUCAGAGAGGCGAUGGAGGGCGACGACUGGACGCUGUUCUGGACCGACUGCUCCGUGUCUCUGGACCGCGUUAAGGACAUGAAGCGCUACCAGAAAAUAAACCAUUUCCCAGGGAUGAGUGAGAUCUGCCGUAAAGAUUUACUGGCCAGAAACAUGAACCGCAUGUUCAAGCUUUUCCCCAAAGACUACAAUAUCUUCCCCAGAACGUGGUGCCUCCCCGCAGACUACACUGACUUCCAAGCUUACACCAGGGCCAAAAAGAACAAGACAUACAUCUGUAAGCCAGACACCGGUUGCCAAGGCAAAGGCAUCUUCAUCACCAAAUCCAGCAAAGAGGUUCAACCUGGAGAACAUAUGAUCUGCCAGGUGUACAUUUCCAGGCCUUUCAUAAUUGACGGGUACAAGUUCGAUCUGCGUAUUUACGUUCUGGUGACGUCGUGUGACCCGUUCAGCAUAUUCAUGUUCAAGGAGGGACUGGCUCGCUUCUGCACGACCAAGUACAAUGAGCCGACACACGGCAACGUGGAAGAUGUUUGCAUGCAUCUCACCAACUACUCCAUCAACAAGCACAGCGAGAACUUUGUCCGUGAUGAAGACACUGGCAGCAAAAGAAAGCUGUCCACCCUCAACAAGCUCCUGGAGUCCAUCAGCUGCAACACAGAGAAGAUGUGGAGCGACAUCGAGGACGUGAUCAUCAAGACUCUGAUCUCCGCUCACCCCAUCCUCAAGCAUAACUACCACACGUGUUUCCCCAACCACACCACCGGCAGCGCCUGCUUCGAGAUCCUGGGCUUCGACGUGCUGCUGGAUCACCGGCUCAGACCCUGGGUGCUGGAGGUGAAUCACUCCCCGAGCUUUACCACCGACUCACAGUUGGACCGCGAGGUGAAGGACGCGCUGCUGUACGACACUCUGGUCCUCAUCAACCUGGGCGCCUGCGACCGACGCAAGAUCACCAAAGAGGAGAGACGCAAGGUGAAGGACAGGCUGCAGCAAAACCGCUCCAGAGAGGCCAGGUCGGAGGAGCUGCGUCAGUGCCAGGCAGCCACGGUGGAGCAGAUGGAGAGGUACGAGGCCAGACACCAGGGAGGCUUCAAGAGGAUCUAUCCUAGAGAGGGAGGAGAGAAAUAUGACAAGUACUUCAAACACAGCAGCUCACUCUUCCAGGAGACUGCGGCGUCCAAGGCCAGAGAGGAGUGUGCCAGACAACAGCUGCAGGAGCUGCGUCUGAAGCAGGAGCAAAAGGAGAGGGACCAGAAGGGAGGCCGGAGGAGAGACUUGCAGGGGGAGACAGCAGGGGAGAGAGCGAAACCGCGACGAGCCUCGACACAGCCCCCCACUUCAAGCUGUGACCCUCAGCCGCCUCCUCUGUCUAAAAUGUUGGAGGACGUGGAGGCUGUGGAAGUCGGAGCAGAGGACCAGGAGGAGGAGGAGGAGGAGGAACGGGAGGACGUGGAGGAGCAGGAGCGGAUCAGCUCUAUGCUCCAGAGAAAGAAGCUGCUGCAGGACCUGGGGGUUGUGGACCAGAUCCACCAGCUGCUGCAGGGCCGGACAGAAGGAGGGGGGGUCCUGCAGGACGCCUGCAGCCACCAACAGAGCAAGCAGGGGCAUCUGAGGUACCAGCAGAUGAAGCUGGAUUCAUUGACGCAGUUCUCUCAGAGAACAAAGCAGCAGCAGCAGCAGAUCUCACGGCAGCAGCAGCUCCACUCCCACACCACUCAGCAGCGUUUGCUCAGGUCCACCGUCGACCAGAGGAGCCUGAUGGAGUCCGGCUGCCUGCAGCAUGAGCCCGAGAGCCACAACAGAGCGGCGGAAAUCCGCAGCACGGUCAGCUCUCAGCGGAUGCCCUGGCCAGUUAGCAGCUCUCUGGCUGCCAGGCAGGACAGCAGGAGCAGCUCCCACAGCGACGCCCGGCCCCGUCCCAGCGUCCCGGCCAUAAACCACGUCCCCAGAGGAGGCCUGCGCUGCGCCUACAUGUCCCACGACCCCACGGCUCUGCAGAGCCUGCUCGUCAUCUCCUCCCGGGCCCCGCUGGUCAGGAGGCCUGGCUUCUCUCACGACGUCCGCAAGCCGUCCCGUCAGGGCCCCCAGUACAGUAAAGGGCAGUGAGGAAAACCGGCUCCCGAGAGGCCCUCGGACUGAAGCUGCUCCACAUGUAAAAAAAAAAAAAAAGACUUCACACAAACAGCAGCAGCAGCAGCAGCAGGGGAGGAGGACUGGAGGUAGAGUGGCCCUUAAACGGUGACAAUACAGAAACACGCUGUGCCUAUGAACGCCUCACACAGACAGAUUCUUACAUCUGCACACCUGCAGUUUACACUGCUCGCCACUAAAAGACUUCCAGCGCCGCAGAAACAACGUGAUAACAUUUUAACUUUUUCUACAGACUGUACGAGACUCUCUGCUCAGAUAAAUGUCUAAUUGUCUCUAACUCACCUCAGCUAGAGUGCCAAAGUAAAAGCAGACAGGCCCGAACUAACAUGUGGGAUUCAAGUCUGCACGUUUCCUCUAAGAAAGAAUUAAUUUAAUAAACUCACUGAUGAUUU
Molecule: messenger RNA, 3114 nt
Organism: Mugil cephalus (flathead mullet)
Lineage: Eukaryota; Metazoa; Chordata; Actinopteri; Mugiliformes; Mugilidae
Gene: ttll6
Product: tubulin tyrosine ligase-like family, member 6
Exons: 17
Coding region: 356-2677 (773 amino acids)
Biological process (GO): microtubule cytoskeleton organization; protein polyglutamylation
Cellular component (GO): cilium
Molecular function (GO): tubulin binding; tubulin-glutamic acid ligase activity
Source: RefSeq, a predicted model, not a curated record